AUGAAAACAAGACACAAGUAUCAUGUCAAAUGGCCAAAUGUGCUGUGGCACAUCAAUGGCUACUACAAGCUGAUCCAGUGGGGAAUCAUCAUUCAUGGGUUUAUUGAUGGCUUUUGCCACACAGUACAUCUAUCACCUACUCAAGUUCAUCACAUUUGUUGA
Messenger RNA from Pisolithus orientalis, 162 nucleotides. RefSeq lists its product as uncharacterized. NCBI's taxonomy places the organism in Eukaryota, Fungi, Basidiomycota, Agaricomycetes, Boletales, Pisolithaceae. The transcript has a single exon. Bases 1 to 162 code for a protein of 53 amino acids. The record is from RefSeq and is a predicted model, not a curated record.